GUGGAGCGGGUGCGCGAGCUCGGCGGCGCCCGCGAGCGCUCGGACGAGCAAGGCGUCGUAGGCCGCGGCGGCGUCGGCCGCGAGCGGCGAGUGCGCGCCCUGGCGCGCGUCCGUCUCCGUCAGCACGGCGCCGGGGACCUGGAACGCGGCGACGGCGUCGCGCGAUCCACUCACGACGCGGACGCCGGGGCAGAGGUCGUGCGACACCGCUAUUUCGCCGUGCUUCGACGCGUCCGCGAGGCCGUCUUCGACGUCCGCGUCUCCCACGACCGACACCGCCUUCGCCGAGACGCCUUUCAACGCGUCGUGGCGCGCGUCCACGAGCUCGAGCGCCGCCUCGAGGCUCAGGGCGCCGCAGAACACGAGCGCCGCUGCCUCGCCCGCGGCGCCUGCGCGGGACCCGUCACGCGCGUCGACGGCGCUCGGGGACGCCGGCAACGCGCCAAAGCCGCAGACCGCGCCCACGUCGGCCCGGGCCAGUUGACCGGAGCGCAGCUUCGCCUCGAGCGCCGCCAGCGGCAGCACGACCCACGCGUCGCGCCGGGCGCGCUCGUCGCCGGCCAGCGCGGCGCGCGGCGCGUAGCCCCGGAGCGUCGCGGCGGCCUCGAGGAACGCCGCGUCCGCGCCCACGAAGUCGCGCUGCGUGACGGCGCGCUCGCCCGGGAAGAGCACGGCUACGGCUCGCGGCGGCCCGAGCGGCGUCGUCGCGCGGCAGCGGACGGCUUCGAGCGGCUCGGCGGCCAACUCGUCGAAGAACACUUCCGCGAGGCGCCAGCCGUCGGCCGGUCCCCGGAAGCACUCGGGGUCGUCCUCCACGUAGUGCGCGAAGGGCUUCGGGACGACGUCGUGCUCUUCAAUCACGUAGCCGCGCGGGAGCGCGCCGUUCACGGCGUUGCGCAGCGCGCCGACCGUCGCGUCGAGUGGCACCUCGACGCGUAGUUCGUUGCGGUGCCGGUCGGUGAGUUCGACGGCGAUGGACAUGGUCGUAGCGCAGGCGUCUGCCGCGCUUUUUUUUUGUGGCUGUGUACACAGGCUUUUGCGGUGCGAUAGUUUUUGUGCGUCGCGUUGGCGUGCGAACCGCGGCUUCACCGCAGCGUGUUACAGUAUUGCCAGUAUAUUAACGUACGUUGUGCUUAUAAUUGCCCGAUCGGGCGUUAUAUAUAGUAUAAAGUCGCCUUGCCUCUCUC
Messenger RNA from Pelagomonas calceolata, 1187 nucleotides. The record is from the annotation of a GenBank genome assembly. NCBI's taxonomy places the organism in Eukaryota, Pelagophyceae, Pelagomonadales, Pelagomonadaceae.